Molecule: messenger RNA, 1445 nt
Organism: Exserohilum turcica Et28A
Lineage: Eukaryota; Fungi; Ascomycota; Dothideomycetes; Pleosporales; Pleosporaceae
Exons: 4
Coding region: 188-1123 (311 amino acids)
Cellular component (GO): eukaryotic translation initiation factor 2B complex; multi-eIF complex; eukaryotic translation initiation factor 2 complex
Molecular function (GO): translation initiation factor activity; ribosome binding; RNA binding
Source: RefSeq, a predicted model, not a curated record
CCAACACGACGCUACUUGGACCCAAGCACAAUCUACCGAGAUCUUUGUCGCCGUACCGCACACGAAGAAGUCGAAACAAGACAUAGGCACAAGCGAGGAGCAACCCCACUCUGCACGCAAGCAAGCAACAGGGUCAAACGACUUUACACGACACCACCGAGGAUAGGAGCAGCAAUAUUCGCCCACCAUGUCUCUCACAAAUUGUCGGUUUUACGAGGAGAAGUACCCGGAGGUGGAGAGCUUCGUCAUGGUCAAUGUCAAGCAGAUUGCCGAGAUGGGUGCAUACGUAAAGCUGCUGGAAUACGACAACAUUGACGGCAUGAUUCUGCUAUCCGAACUGUCGCGACGACGUAUUCGAUCGAUCCAGAAGCUGAUCCGAGUUGGGCGCAACGAAGUCGUAGUUGUGCUGCGUGUGGACAAGGACAAGGGCUACAUUGAUUUGUCCAAGCGCCGAGUGUCGCCCGAGGAUAUCGUCAAGUGCGAGGAGCGGUACAACAAGUCCAAGAUGGUGCACAGCAUCAUGCGCCACGUUGCCGAGAAGACGCAGACGCCCAUUGAGGAGAUCUACCAGACAAUCGGCUGGCCGCUGAACAAGAAGUACGGACACUCGAUCGAUGCCUUCAAGCUCAGCAUUACCAACCCCGAGGUCUGGAACGACGUGACUUUCCCCAACGAGGUUGUCAAGGAGGAACUGCAGAGCUACAUUGGCAAGAGGCUUACACCGCAGCCCACCAAGGUCCGUUCGGAUAUCGAGGUUACGUGCUUCGGAUACGAGGGUAUCGAUGCUGUCAAGUCUGCUCUGCGAUGCGCCGAGGCCAAGAACACGCCCGAGAACCAGGUCAAGGUCAAGCUUGUGUCGCCGCCUCUCUACGUCCUGACGUCGCAAUGUCUCGACAAGAACGCAGGUAUCGCAUGCCUCGAACAGGCCAUCCUCGACAUCAAGGAGAACAUUUCGAACGCGGGCGGUGACUGCCAGGUCAAGAUGGCGCCCAAGGCGGUCACAGAGAAUGACGAUGCGGAGCUGGCUGCGCUCAUGGAGAAGCGCGAGCGUGAGAACCAGGAGGUCAGCGGUGACGAGGACGAGAGCACGAGCGACGAGGGUGGUGUUGCCGAGGCGGACUAGGCGGGCGAGAGAUGAUUUGGCACGAGCAACGAUGAUCACGGCGGGAAAACGGGCAAAAAAGUGGCAUCCGGCGUUGAGGCGUCGACGGCACAGUGGGAGCUCAGCAUAUGCAGAGACCAAGAAUGCGACAUGUAUGUAUAGCAGUCGGCCGUGGGCGGGGGCGGAACCGUAUUCCCGCUCGGCGACGGGGCGCGGAUCAGACGACGAAGACGAAUGAGAACAAGCCGCAGAUUGGCUGCAGCAACAGCAGCAGCAGUGUGUCGGAUUGAUGACUGACGACUGAUGAUGCUCGUGAUGGCGGGCGCGAGGCGCUGCUGUGGUG